Thermochaetoides thermophila DSM 1495 is the source of this 1746-nucleotide messenger RNA. RefSeq lists its product as uncharacterized. The coding region runs from base 1 to 1746 and encodes 581 amino acids. Lineage: Eukaryota; Fungi; Ascomycota; Sordariomycetes; Sordariales; Chaetomiaceae. The transcript has 4 exons. The record is from RefSeq and is a predicted model, not a curated record.
AUGGCAGCCACCGCUAUCCCUAUGACCCGCCUCGGCGGGCGCGCAUUCAAUUAUGAUGCCGACGAUGAGAUAGAGGCCGAGUACGACCGGCUGCGCGAACUGGCCCGCAAGGAAGGCAAGGCCCACCAACGCAAACAAGCCGACUACAACCGUCAAGCCUCCGAGCUUAUCUUCCGUGAGAACAAUGCUCCCGGUCGUGUAACCGACUCCAGCAUCGACCUGCACGGGCAAUACGUCGAAGAGGCCGAAGCCAUCCUCGAAGCUCGCAUCCGACAAGCCCGUGCCGAAGGCCAAACCCACCUCCAUGUCAUUGUCGGCAAGGGCAACCAUUCGGCGGGCCACGUGCAGAAGCUGAAGCCACGGGUCGAGCAGCUUUGUGAUGAGCUGGGGUUGGGGUAUGAGACGGAGGAGAAUGAGGGGAGGAUUUAUGUUGAUUUGACAGGAGGGAAAGGAGCUGGGAAAGGGAAGGGGAAGGCGAAUUCGUCGUCGUCAAAACCCUCAAGGCCGAGUCAUGGACGGCAGGAUGGUGCUGGGAAGUAUCAGAAGCGGCCAUCUCAGCAGGAGAGGCCACGGCCACGUCCGCAGCAGCCGCCACCGGAGGAGGAGAAGACGCCGGAUUUGUUUGAUUGUCUCAAGCCAAAAGAGGUUGAAGCCACUGUUCCCAGCAUCGUUACUGAUACGAACGAGACCACCAUCACUCCCAUUAGCGACAGCAGCAGCAGCAGCCAUAAACUUAAUAACCAUACUCCAUUAUCUCCGAGGAUGUCGCAGCGCGCUACCCGGCCAGAGAUAGCCUUCGUGGUGCUCGUGCUUUCGCUCGCAGUGUUGGGGUUUAUCAUCGCGCUGUGUAUGGCUAUGCGCAUGCGGCGGCGAAGUACCACCAUCACUACUUUGAUUCAGCAGAAGAACUCAAAUAUUAACGCCCCCUUGAACAUGAAUUUUAAUGGCAGCCACAAUAACGGCAAGUCAGCGAUUUGGAAGCAGGCCAUUCUCAGCACUGAAGACGACGGCUCCGCCGAGAGCCCCCUCGACGCUAUCGACGCUGAAGAGAAGGGUACCCAACGCUCAGCAGCAUCAGCAAACCCCUUCCGCCGCCGCUUCAACUUCUGGCGCGCCCCCCUCUUCUCCACGACUCCUUCCCCGACCAGCAACAGCAACGGUUCUUCCACACCUCACGCCAGCUUUGGAGCCUGCCUCCUUGAUGGGGGCUAUGACCCCCUCCUUCCGCACCGCAAUGUCGACCUGGAGCAAGGGUUUGGCAGGUUCGGUGAGGUAAGGGACGAGGAGGAGGCCUGCGGUGGGAGGAUGAAUCUCUUUAACCGUGGUAGUAGCAGGGCACGCGGUCGGGACUGGUCCUCUCUGAUGCGUAACCUACGGCGCGCAAGCGGGGAGAUCGCGCUGGCCGUGCAGAGGGAGCUGAUGGAGUUGGGGAGGAGGAUAUCAUCUGGAUCGGCUUCUGAGUUGAGUGACGAAGAGGGGAAGAAAAACGGGAGGGGGACACAUAAGGAGCAUUAUCCUCCUGAAGAUGUUGAGAACGGGUUGGCUGAUAGGGGCGCCGAGGGUGGGAGUUUGUCGUCAACCGGAUUGACGACUGGGGUUGUGGUUGCUGCGACGGUUAGCGCGUGGUCGAAUAUGCUGUUGGAUCGGAGGAGGAGGCAGAGGAGGACGGAUGGGGAGUGGGCGAGUGGUGAGGAGUUGGGAUCGACGCGUCGUGAGGGGAGCUUGGUGAACGGGUGCCCUGUUUGA